AUCCCUUUGUUUCUUAACUUUGUACUUGUUUGUCUUUUGAAGAAAAAAGAUAUAUGGGAACCCUUUGCCUGGUUUUGGUGAUCUUGCAACUUUCAUGGAGUUUGUCUUCCUCUGUUGCUCCUCCAUCCUCUCAUUUGUGUCUCCCACAUCAAAGAGAUGCUUUGCUCCAUUUUAAAACCACCAUUUCUGUUGAUUGUGAUUAUUAUUUUGAUGGAGAUGUUUACCCCAAGAUAGACAUAGAGUCAUGGAACAAAAGCAUCGAUUGUUGUUCAUGGGAGGGAGUGGAAUGCGACAACGUGACAGGUCAUGUAAUCGGUAUCGAUCUUAGUCACAGUUGUCUUGUUGGUUCUCUCUUCGCAAACAACAGCCUUUUUCAACUUCAAAACCUCCAAUGGCUUGAUUUGAGCUUCAACAGACUCGGGGGCUCUCUUCUUGAGAACACUAGCAGCUUGUUUCACUUUCAUGGACUCCAACGACUCAACCUUGCUGAUAACUUUUUCUAUGGCACCAUCUCAUCAAAUUUAUUUAGCCAGUUGGUGAGUUUAACCCAUCUUAAUCUCUCUUAUAAUGGCUUCUAUGGCUUGAUCCCGCAUCAAACCAAUCUCCUAGCAAGUUUGGUUUCACUUGACCUUUCCUUUUACAGUUUCGAAUUAAGAUUUGAUGGCCAAGGUUUUGACAUGCUGGCAAGAAACUUGACCAAAUUAAGAAACCUUGUGCUUGACCAUGCAGAUAUGUCUGAUGUUGCACUCACUUCCUUUCUAAACUUGUCUUCAUCACUUGAACAUUUGAGUCUCAGUAGGUGUAAUUUACUUGGGGAAUUCCCAACUCAAGUUUUUCAGCUUCCAAACCUCAAAGUUUUAGAUUUAAGUAUGAAUGAAAAUCUCACAGGUUAUCUCCCUAACACAAGCUGGAGUAGUGGCCUUGAGUUGUUGGACCUUUCCCAUUGUGGUUUUAGGGGGUCAAUUCCAGCAUCAUUUGGAAAUCUCACUCAAAUCAUUUCCGUUGAUUUAAAAGGAAAUUCGCUUGAAGGACAGAUUCCAGAUGUUUUUGGAAACCUUAGAACAUUAACUUCUUUGAGCUUUUCUUCAUGCAAUUUUAGUGGUCCACUUCCAAUAACUAUCUUCAACCUCACAAAAAUUACCCGUUUGGAUUUGAUAAAUAAUCACUUGGAAGGUCCCUUGCCAAAUCAUGUUAGUGAGCUUCAAUUUCUAGAAGAACUUUUGUUAUAUAAUAACUCUAUAAGUGGUGGAGUACCAUCUUGGCUGUUUGCUCUGCCAUCUCUUCUAGAGUUGGACCUCAGUUGUAACAAACUAGUUGGUCCGAUUGAUCGAAUUCAGAAGCUUAGUUCCAUCCAAUUUGUUCAUUUGAGGUAUAAUAACAUUGGUGGUUCAAUACCGUAUUCCAUUUUUGAUCUUGUGAACCUUAUUUCACUUGAUUUGUCAUCAAACAACUUGAGUGGUCCAAUACCGGGUUCUAUUUUUGAUCUUGUGAACCUUCAUUCACUUAAUUUGUCAUCAAAUAAGUUGAGUGGUCCAUUGCCAGAUUUCAAUUGUGAUCUUGUGAACCUUACUUCACUUGAUUUGUCAUCAAACAACUUGAGUGGUCCAAUACCAGAUUUCAAUUGUGAUCUUGUGAGCCUUACUUCACUUGAUUUGUCAUCAAACAACUUGAGUGGUGUGAUCAAGUCAGAUAUGCUUUCAAAACUCACGAGUCUUGAAUUUCUUUAUGUUUCAAGUAAUAGUUUAUUAUCAUUAAGCACAAGCGGCAAUGAUGUGAACUAUUCUUUCCCCCGGCUUGAAAGUGUAAACUUCUCUGGUUGUAGCGUAAGGCAGUUCCCGAAUUUCUUUCGAACAUCGAACUUGAAAAGUUUAGAUCUUUCCAAUAACAUGAUUUCUGGUGGAAUUUCCAAAUGGGAAGCUGAAGGGUGGGAAGUAUUGAUAUGGUUAGAUCUUUCUCAUAACUUUUUGACUGCUUUGGAGCAAUUUCCGGGAAACAAUUUGCGAUAUCUGAACCUUCAUUCCAACUUGCUUCAAGGACCAAUUCUCUCAACUUGCUUGAAUCCUCAAAUUCCAAUUUUAAGGGGGUUGGAAUUUUUCAUCAUUUCAGAGAAUAAAUUGACAGGAAACUUCCCUGCUUCUAUUUGCAAUUUGAGUUCACUUGUUCUUCUCGACUUGUCCGAAAACAGCUUGAGUGGAAUUAUUCCUGAUUGUCUUGAAAAUUUAAGCCAUCUCGAGAUCUUAGAUUUGCAAAUGAACAACUUCAUUGGCAAGAUCCCUAAUUCUUUUGUGAAUAAUCGUUUGAGGCGUCUUUUACUUAAUGACAAUCGAUUGGAAGGAUUAGUACCAUCAUCUUUGGCUAAUUCUACUUCAUUGGAACUUUUAAAUUUAGGGAACAACAAGUUAAUGGAUAGAUUUCCCCAUUGGUUAGCUUCGAUUUCAAGUCUGCAAGUUCUUAUCCUGAGAUUUAAUAGAUUUUAUGGAUCGCUGCCUCAUUCCAUAGCUUCGUCUGACUUCUCUGCAUUGCGAAUAAUUGAUCUCUCUGCAAAUGAGUUCACUGGCACAUUGUCCACGAAACUCUUACGAAAUUUGAGAGCAAUGAAAGAUAAACCUAGAAAGUGGUUAACCUCCUCAAAUUCAUAUCUAUUUGGAAUGAUAAAAGACAGUUUUAUUUAUGAAAUUCCUGUGAAUGUAACAACGAAAAGAUUGGAGAUAGAAUUGAGAAAGACCUGGGACAUUUUCAUAUCUAUGGACUUGUCAAACAACCAAUUCUUCGGAGAAAUUCCUGAGGAUGUUGGGCAACUUAUUUCCCUGCAAAUGCUCAAUUUCUCUCACAACAAUUUCACUGGUCCUAUCCCAGCAUCGUUUGGAAAUUUGGUAGCACUUGAAUCAUUGGAUCUUUCAUCAAACAAGCUCAAUGGCGGGAUUCCUUCUCAAAUGACGAAUCUGACAUUUCUUGAAGUAUUGAAUCUUUCAAACAACAAUUUUGUUGGACCAAUUCCUUAUGGGAAUCAAUUCGAUACAUUUGAUAAUGAUUCCUACAACGGUAACUUGGGAUUGUGUGGAUUACCAUUAUCCAAGCAGUGCAUCAACCAUCAGGGGCCCGACCCGCCUUCACCAUUGGUGGUGGAACAUGAAGGUUCUAAGAUACCCUUCUUUUGGCAAGUUGUAAUGAUGGGGUAUGGAAGUGGAGUAGUGAUAGGACUGAGCCUGGGUUACAUUGUAUUCACGACUGGAAGACCAUGGUGGUUUGUUAGAAAGGUGGAGAGAGACUGGCAAUACAAUUUCACGAAGUGGGUACGAAGAAACAAAGGAAGAAGAAACUAGCUCUGCGUCCAACAUCUUGCUUAGUGGCAUUGGAAUUCAAGAUUGAAUUGGAUGGAAAGAUUCAUCAUUUUAGUUCCUUGGGAAUGAUUUGAAUAAAUAAGUGGGGUUGUUGUGAAUUUAACAAAUGAUAUUAGUGUUUUUGUGUUGAUCAAAAUUUCUAAAUUUGUAUUUGUGGGUGUUGUGUAGUUAUGUUUGUUACAAGUAAUAUUAUCCUUUCUUUCGCAUGGUUACUAUAUUUGAUAUAUUAUUAAAUUUAUACA
Messenger RNA from Gossypium arboreum, 3583 nucleotides. RefSeq names its product receptor-like protein Cf-9. Gene Ontology annotation, molecular function: protein binding. The transcript has 2 exons. Bases 54 to 3323 code for a protein of 1089 amino acids. NCBI's taxonomy places the organism in Eukaryota, Viridiplantae, Streptophyta, Magnoliopsida, Malvales, Malvaceae. The record is from RefSeq and is a predicted model, not a curated record.